Messenger RNA from Lytechinus pictus (painted urchin), 6781 nucleotides. RefSeq names its product cysteine-rich with EGF-like domain protein 2. Lineage: Eukaryota; Metazoa; Echinodermata; Echinoidea; Temnopleuroida; Toxopneustidae. Gene Ontology annotation, molecular function: calcium ion binding. The record is from RefSeq and is a predicted model, not a curated record. The coding region runs from base 105 to 1424 and encodes 439 amino acids. The transcript is spliced from 11 exons.
AUUUUCCAGAUGAUAUCUCUGUGCAGCUAAAGGAACCAUUUAGACUUGAAAAUCUAUAGAAAUAGAAAAUAUCUGUUCCAGUUUGCCUUAUAAGAACUGCUCAAAUGGAGGUGAGGUUAAAUCUACGCUGGAGACUCAUUCUCCUUGUCAUCAUUGAGGUAUUCCUGUUCUUAUCAUUAUGUGAUGGAGGAAAGAAGGAGAAUGAAACCAUCAAGAAGAAAUGCGAUACUUGUAAAUCACUCACAGACAGCUUCAAAGAGGGCAUGGAGCGCACAGCACGUUCUAUGUAUGAUGGUGGAGAUGCAGACUGGGAGGAGAAGAAACUAGGCAGUUAUGCUACCAGUGAAAUGAGAUUUAUUGAAAUUACAGAAAGCCUUUGUGACAGCAAAGAACAUGAUUGUCACAAUCUAUUAGAGAAAGAGGAGGAAUUAUUAGAAGAAUGGUGGAAAGAACAUCUCGAGAAACCAGAACUAUUCAAAUGGUUCUGCAUUGAAAACUAUAAAGUGUGCUGUCCUGAAAACACAUUUGGACCUGAAUGUGAAGAAUGUCCGUAUGGAGUGGAAAGAUCAUGUAAAGGAACUGGAAAAUGUCACGGCGCAGGCACUAGAGGGGGUACUGGAAAAUGCAAAUGCAAUGCUGGUUAUAAAGGAGAACUAUGUGAUAUAUGUAAGGAUGGUUACUAUCAAGUUAUGAAGAAUGAGACGCAUACAACAUGCAAAGCUUGUUAUAAAGCCUGUACAGCUCUCUGUACAAGUGGAGGACCUAAAGGAUGUAAGAAAUGUAAAGCAGGAUGGCUAUGGGAUGAUGAAACAGGAUGCCAAGAUGUGGAUGAAUGUGUUGGAGAGGAGCAACCAUGCAAAGAAGAAGAGUUCUGUGAGAACACCCAAGGAUCCUAUAAGUGUGCUGCAUGUCAUGGCUCAUGUGAUAAAUGUAUAGGAGAGGGCAAGGAUAAGUGUGUCAAAUGUAAGAAGGGCUAUGAGAUGAAAGAAGAUGGGUGUGGAGAUACUGAUGAGUGUGAGCAAGAGAAUAUAUGUGAAGGUGAUCACAUGGCUUGUCAUAAUGUGCCAGGUAGCCACUAUUGUGACUGUGAAGAUGGCUAUGAAAGAAUGGGCAGUGAAUGCAUAGACAAAGCACUUUCUAACAAUGAAACAGACCAGGCAUCUGAAGAAUCAUCUGAGAAUUUGGAAUCUACCACCACUGACGAAGGGGAGGUUGAUGCAUCCACUGGUGAAGCAGUAUUAAUUGAUGGCAGGGAAACUAAUGAAAAAGACGCUAAUACAAAUAAAUUUGGAGAUUUAUCAAAGGAAAAUAAUGAUAUUUUAAAAGCUGGUCAGGAGAUUCCAAAUCCUCCUGAUGAUUUAAAGGAUGUGACAGAGGAAAGUACAGAAAAUAUACUAACUGAAACACCUCGUGAAGAAUUAUGAUGUUAUCUAAAUUAAGAUUUAAUUUAUUUAUUACAUAUUUUCCAUGUCGUAAGAAUAUCUCAUUGAUGAACACUAGUGCUCAGAUUUAAAAACUUUUUUUUCUGAGCAAAAAUUGUGUGAUCAAGAUUAUAUAUGUCACAUUGUGCCUUUAUAGAUGAUUGAAUGUGUCAUUUUCCCUUUUGAAGUUAUUUUCUGUACUUUCUGGUACACUUUGAUUGAGAUAUGUGAAAAGAGGUUUUAAGUUAUGAAGAUUUUGAGAAAACUUAGUGACUUGUCAUCAGUACUGUAGAACUUCGGUUAUUUGGUUCCUUGCUUAUUGAUAGGAGUAUGAUAUCUCAAGGUUUGCAUGUUAAUACAAAUAAUAUUUAAAGGGGAAUCCAACCCAAAUAAAAAAUUGUUUUUAUAAGGAAAAGAAAAAUCAGACAAGUUGAUAGGUGAAAGUUUGAACAAUAUUGGACAAACAACAAGAAAGUUAUGAAUUUUUAAAAGUUGUAAAUAUUGGUAAUCACUGUACCCAUGGAGACUUCAAAUUGGCUGCAUAUGGGAUGUCAUAGUGAUGUAAGGCAAGGACUACUCUUCCAUGUACUCCAAUUCAUAUUAUGGCGAAAAUGUGAUUUUUUUUUCCCCAAAAGUUUUAUUUCAAAUUAAUAUUUUUCUUUCAUGAGGACAUAAAACAAUAUACUACCUGGGUUAUAUUUAGAUUACUGCCCCAGGGGAAUGGGUACUUAGGAGAAAACCACUAAUCCCUGAUAAUAAAGUACAUGGCCUAUGGGAAAGUUGUCCUUGCCCUUUGUCAUAAUUUACUUAUCCAGUUGCCAAUUUGAAAUCUACAUAGUAUUAGUGAUCUCAAUUUUAAAGCAGCUAUAACUUUCUUAUUGCUUGUCUGAUUUCUUUCAAACUUUCACCAUUCUGUUUAAUUUAUUUUUCUCCUUCCCAACACAACAUUUAAUGGCCAAGGCUGGAUUCCCCUUUAAGAGUCUUAUGGUUCACCAUGCAGUCAAGCACUAUUGAGUUUGGUAGCUCUAGAUUAUUUUGGGGAAAUAAUGAGAAUAAAAUAGAAAUGCGAGAAAGAGGGGUCAUUAAACUGAGUAAAGUCCUUAAAGCAAGGUGAAAAGACUUAAUGUUCUAGACACCCUGACAAUCUUUAAUUGGCAAUCCUAAUGACUUUCAAGCUUCCUUGAACAUCAAGUCUCUUCAUAUGCUUCAAGUCAUUACACCACAGUUACUACCUAGAUUCCACUCAGGUUCAAUCUUUUUAGCUCUGAACCUCUCACUAUUCUCCCUUAUCCAUUUCAUUACUUGUGUUUGACUGUGUUAUCGGAUAAUGACACUUUCAUCAAACAGUCCUAACCACAUGGUGAACUAUAUCGACAUGACUUCAAUGUUUGCAUGCUAUCAAGUCUCAAAUGUACAUGUUAACUGUUGUCCCAUUAUUUGUCUGCUUUGUUCAGAAGAUUCAAAGUUAUGUUUGCAAUUGUGCAUGCAAAAAAAAAUCAUGUUUAGAGGUUAAUAGUCAAUGACAAUAGGCAAUCAAAAUCAGUACGCGUGUGCAUAAUAUUUAACAUACCCAUUGUUAAUCAAUAAAAAAUAUGUUCAGAAUUUUUUAUUAAUUGCAUAUAUGUUUGUUACAGGGAUCAUAUCAUUUGGUGUAUCAUAUAAUUGUUACAUCCUUUUUUGGUCAGAUCAAAGCUGACCUGGAGCCAGCUUGCUUUUCCUUAGAAUUCUUUUUGCUGCAUCUGUCACUUCUAAUUUUUAUCUGAAAUUACUAAAAGGUAUAGAAUAAGAGAUUAAUAGUCACUUGUGUAAUACUACUUUGUCUACUUUCUAAAUCAUUUUAUCCAGGGGUAAAACUUAUAAUUGGGGCUAUUUAAUGUACUUCUGUCCAUGCCAAGAACCAUUGAAACCAAUAUCAAUUUACAGGAGUCAUUUUACAACUUAAAAGGACUCUUUUUUGUUGGGGGAGGGGGGGGGGACUAAUGUGAUAUUUCUAUUUAGUUGACAUGAAUUUGGUUUGUUGAUUGACUCAAUUAUUUCUUUGGCCAGUUGUCAAGUUGUCAGUUGAUCAAAUGUGGUCAAUUGUCUUGCUUUGCUAGAAACUUGUAAGUCAUAUUUAUUUCCAAUAGAACUUAACUGCAAUUUUUGGUGGUAAAUCAGAUUCUCAGUCAGUUUGAUUCCCAUCGACUAGUUGAAAUCAAAUCUUUGUAGAUUCAAAUCAUUAUUUCAGACAUGCUGAAAAAUUCAUGUUUUCACAAUUUGAUGAGGUUCAAAAGAAGUGCAAUGACAUUAAAACAGGAUAACAGAAUUUGAAUUGCAAUCAAAAUUAGCAAUUGAUGACAAAACAAUAAGUGUGUAUGGGAAGAAAUGGGCAUGUCCUUGGGCAUUUUACCAAGUCAAAGCCUCUUCAUUCAUGUAGGAAUUUAACAAAUAUCUAUUCAUUACAGCCAAAACAAAGGAGAAUUUGGGCAAAACUGCGGUGAAAGAUGUGCAAAAUUUGUUCUAUGGUGCUCUUAACAUAAAAUUCUUUAAAAGUGCACGUGACAAAUGGGAAAUAUGUAAACUACAUAGUACAACAGUGUAAGUUUUAUACAUAUUCACAGCUUGACAGCUGAGUAUUUUUCCUAAGAAAAACUUAAAUUAACAGGUUUCGCUUGGGAUUUGGACAAAAGGCUUUCCAUUGCCUUUCUCCGGCCUUAAGACCUGUGGCGUCGUGUGUUAGAAGCGUUGUGAUUCCAUAGGCUUGUACACUGAAAGAAGGGAUUUUUUUUUUUGCUUUUCAGAUUCUGAAUUUGAUUUUUUUUUCAAUAUGCAGGAAAAAAAUGACAAUGACAAUUAUUCAGAGCUCAAAUGGAUGGAAACCUACAUCUCUUCUCUAGAUGUUUUGUGAUUUAUUUUCUUAGCUCUUAUUGGGCCUAAAAUGUCAGGUAAGCUUGUUACACAUAAUUUGAAAGCUGUGCCAAAUAAGCAGGAGAUAAAAUAUGGUGAAAACUAGUCAAAAGCUGUAGAUUUCACCAAUUCAAGCUUGCAGAAAAAGAAUUUUAUGAUAUCUCGAUGUGACAGAAGUGAAGAAAAUAAAACAUGUAUUCUGAAAGGGGGAAACUCACCUGCUUUUUCUGUGUACAACUCUAUGGAAUUACUCCGCUUUUAAAACAAGAUGUCACGGUCUCAAGGCCGGUGAAAGCAUUUACAAGAAAGUCUAUUUUGGAAGCCCGAUAAUUGGCGCUAUUCUUAAGCAAAAUACUCAGCUGUUAAGCGGUGAAAAUGCAUAAAACUUGCAUUUCUAUAUUAAGUACUUUAUUAGCUUUCAAUUGGUAUAUGAUUUAUCAAUUUCAUUUUUGGGUCCGGUCUGGGUCUUUAAUAUUAAGUGACAUAUUCAAAACAAUUGAUAAAACGAUUGUUAUUAAUAGUGAAAAUCCUUUUUAAAAAAUCUAAAGUUUCUACAUGUAAUUAUGCUUUGUCAUAUUCAUAUACAUGCAAAAUGAGGGCCAUUUCAUAAAGCUGUUCGUAAGUUUAGAUCGACUUCAAGAACAACUGGUGAACCUUUCUUAUGCGCUAAACCAUCGCAAUUGAACAUUUUGGUGUAUGCAAUUUACCACAAGAAAGGUUCACCAGUCGUUCUGUAAGUCGCUCUUAACUUACAAACAGCUUUAUGAAACACCCACCAGGGGCCUGUUUCAUAAAGUGUUACAACUGUUGUAACUUUGUCAUUAUGGCAACUACCAUGGUAACCUUGAUUUUGAUUAGCUGCUGAGCCCUGUUGCCAUGGCAGUUGAAAUAGUGGCAAAGACACAACAGUUGUAACUCUUAAUAAAAUUGUCCCCAGGUCUGAUUGGCAGCGUUUCCACUGAUGCAUUGUUUUAAAUCUAAUUUUUUAGCCUGAAAAUAGUGUUUCUGUGAAAUUCUGUUUUUUAUCAAUUUUCUAUAUUGUGGAAAACUGGGGACUUUACCUUUUUACAUCUAUCACAAUGGUUUUCUGCAUUCCCAUUUAUUUUGUCCAUGAUGAAUGCAAGGAUAAGGAUGAAAAAAUACUAGUGGGAUUUCUGCAUUAAAGACGCAGCUCUCACUUUAUUAAGGAGCCUUACUGGGUAAAUACCAAGUAUUAAACAGGCAUAGUAGUAAGUUAGCUUUUCAAGAUAGGGCACGUUAUAUAAGUAACGUAUAAGGGUGAUAAAACACUCAAAUGAAAAAAGGUAUAUGUUUCGCUAGGAAAACUAUGUGUGUACGAUCCAAUUUGCAAGGGUAUAAAAAGACUAAAAUGCUCAUAUAAAGGAUGUACAUGUUCUUUUUGCCCCAAUACGUGUUUAGGGUCCGAUUUGAGCGAGGUGUGUGGGGUUUUAAUAAUCCCAGUGAAAGUAAAGGUAAAGCCGACGUCCGUGACAUAACAAUGAAGAUAUUUUUGUACUUGUUUAUGGGGUCAAUUCAGGGAAUACUUGUCAAGGGUACCGUUUUGUUUCCAAUACUUGUUACGGGUAGAGUUUCACACACCAAUCCUUGUUAAGGGGUGCAUUUUCAGAACAUGGAAAAUACUUGUUAAGGGUGCUUUUCGAAACCCCAUGGUCACGUAUGGUAUCCACUCGUCAAUGGAAGUGCCCCCCCCCCCCAAGAGUAGCACUGGACUAAUCAGUAACACAGUCAGACUGGCUGUAGAUGAAAGUAGGAUUUGAAUUUGUGGAUGGAAAUAUAAACAGACAUUAUACAAAGUGCAAUUCACCUGUUACUAUAUAAAGUGGAGUUUAUACAUUUAAAGGAUGUUAAAAGAUGGCUUUGUCAAUUAAAUAUAAUAAAACACAAGAAACUUUAUUUUGUGUAGACAAAGCAGGCCUUUGUAUAUUCAUUACUUGUAAUUCUAUGUUCAUAAGCCAAGCUGGUAUUAUAUCAUAUAGUCCUAUUGUGCUGGAAAAAUAAAACCUACAUGUAUAUGAUUAAUGUUUCAAGAGUGUGAAAACAAAAUUAAUUCUACUUAGUUAUCAAUCUUUCACUUUUCCCUUGAUAAUUGUGUUCUGUAUCAAGUAGCAUUACCCUUGAGUAAAGUUGUCAUUUUUUGCUAUUUUUGUUGAAAUUUGUUACUUGGUUUAUAUUUUCCCCAUUGUUUAAUUUAUGAAAUGCUUAUGAUUCGUCCCUUUAUGAAGUUUGUGAUUAAACAUUUUGUUAAACCUUGGUGACUAAAAUCUCUUCCCUUUAUGAAGCAUGUAAUUUGUGAAUCUAAAAAGGCUGAGAAGAGUACGGUUCUAGAAAUCUGGCAAUAUUCAUUAAAACAUAAGUUUUUAGUCAUCCAAAUCUUUUCAAGAUGAAAAUUGAGGUCAUUAUUCAAUUUUGUACUGGGUGUAAGAAAAUAAACUAUUCUAUAUGUAAUAAGAAUA